AUGGGAUCCAAUUCGGUGGUAAAGGAAGAAGAAGAAGAAGAGUACAUAAACAUGGAGCUGGCGUCUUCCCCCUCCAAAUCCCCACAGCUGAAAGAGUUCGAAUUCCAAUUCUUCUCCGCUCCCACUCCCGACGAUUCCGCCGCCGACGAACUCUUCUACAAAGGCAAACUCCUCCCUCUCCACCUCCCCCCUCGCAGGCAAAUGGUCGAACACCUUCUGCGCACCGCCCCCUGCACCAACUCCAACACCCCAUCCGAUUCCCGCAACAUCUCCCCCUCCGAAUCUCGCAGAGUCAGCUGCGACCUCACCGCCUUCGAGUGGCCCACCGAAAUCAACUCCUUCCUCAACAAUCACCAACCGAUUAGAAGCACCGCCACUUCCUGGUCCAAAAAGCUUAAGAUGAAGCGCUCUAUUCUCGCUCACAAGCUCAAAUCGUUCUUCACCAAAUCGGAUCCCCAAAACCUAUCAUCCAAACCCGACCUCGCUGUCAAAUACUCCAGAUUCGGGAAGAGAUUCGCAACUUUGAUGAAAAGGAACGGAAUUGACGAUCACAGGAGAUCCUUUUCCGGCGCAAUCAGUGCGGAUUUUUCAACGACGACGACGAAUUGCUCGUCUUCGUCAUCGACGGCGUCGUCCUCGUUCAAUUUGAGCGGUCUGCAUGAGCUGCAGUUUCUCCGGCGGAGCAGCAGCGCCGCGGAGAUUGAGGUUUCCAUUAAUGCAGCUAUCGCUCAUUGCAAGAAAUCGAUGAUUCAUUCCUCUUUUUCAUCUUCUUAA
Messenger RNA from Salvia splendens (bonfire salvia), 774 nucleotides. RefSeq names its product probable membrane-associated kinase regulator 4. The coding region runs from base 1 to 774 and encodes 257 amino acids. The transcript has a single exon. Gene Ontology annotation, cellular component: plasma membrane. The record is from RefSeq and is a predicted model, not a curated record. Lineage: Eukaryota; Viridiplantae; Streptophyta; Magnoliopsida; Lamiales; Lamiaceae. Gene Ontology annotation, molecular function: kinase inhibitor activity.